AGUGACGGUACUUCCGGGCCGGUAUGAGUCUGCGUUAGUCGAACAGGCGAAACAAACAUGGAGGAAAUUGGUGUGAUAGUAGAAAAGACUCAGGAUGAGCUGCCCCCCUUGUCCACUUCCCGGCCACAGACUGGCUUGUCCUUCCUGGCGGCUGAACCCGAGGACCUGGAAGAUCUGUACACCCGCUACAAGAAACUGCAGCAGGAGCUGGAGUUCCUGGAGGUGCAGGAGGAGUACAUCAAGGACGAGCAGAAGAAUCUGAAGAAGGAGUUCCUCCACGCCCAGGAGGAGGUCAAGAGGAUUCAGAGCAUCCCACUGGUCAUUGGCCAGUUCCUGGAGGCUGUGGACCAGAACACGGCCAUCGUGGGCUCCACCACCGGGUCCAAUUACUACGUGCGGAUCCUCAGCACGAUAGACCGGGAGCUGUUGAAGCCCAACGCCUCAGUGGCUCUGCACAAACACAGCAACGCCCUGGUGGACGUGCUGCCUCCCGAGGCCGACAGCAGCAUCAUGAUGCUCACAUCGGAUCAGAAGCCGGACGUGAUGUAUGCAGAUAUCGGCGGGAUGGACAUUCAGAAGCAGGAGGUCAGAGAAGCUGUGGAGCUUCCGCUGACGCACUUCGAACUCUACAAACAGAUCGGGAUCGACCCCCCUCGUGGAGUGUUGAUGUAUGGACCCCCGGGCUGUGGGAAGACCAUGCUGGCCAAAGCAGUAGCUCACCACACGACGGCGGCCUUCAUCAGAGUCGUUGGCUCAGAGUUCGUUCAGAAGUACCUGGGGGAGGGCCCGAGGAUGGUACGCGACGUCUUCCGGUUGGCCAAGGAAAACGCCCCCGCCAUCAUCUUCAUCGACGAGAUCGAUGCCAUCGCAACCAAGCGUUUCGACGCCCAGACAGGAGCCGACAGAGAAGUUCAGAGGAUUUUGCUGGAGCUGCUGAACCAGAUGGAUGGCUUUGACCAGAAUGUCAACGUCAAGGUGAUCAUGGCCACGAACAGAGCAGACACCCUGGACCCAGCCCUGCUGCGGCCUGGCCGACUGGACCGCAAGAUCGAGUUUCCCCUGCCGGACCGGCGCCAGAAACGCCUGGUCUUCUCCACCAUCACCAGCAAGAUGAACCUCUCGGAGGAGGUGGACCUGGAAGAUUAUGUAGCACGUCCAGACAAGAUAUCAGGUGCCGAUAUUAACUCCAUCUGUCAGGAGGCUGGCAUGCUGGCUGUGAGAGAGAACCGCUACAUUGUGUUGGCCAAGGACUUCGAGAAGGCCUACAAGACCGUCAUCAAGAAAGACGAGCAGGAGCACGAGUUCUACAAAUAGAGAGCCGGGCACUCCCCGACCGCGAUUUAAGAACAGCAUCCGGUUCGCCUGCGUUUCAAGUCUGAGCGUUUUGUGCGGAAGGGGGCUGAGCUCUUUUCCUGCAGGGGUUGCAGGUCUUUCUCAAUCCCUGCAGGAAAAGAAGGAUUCCUCCCUCUUAAUGGGUGUAACUACUGGUUUGACUGGAGGAGUUGCAGCACUUUCACUCCAGUUUGAAAAGGCUUUGAAACGGGCCUUUUCCAGAUGUUGAGUUUUCCCUGGCAUCUUCUAGGGAAUUCUCAUUCCCUUCAAGCAAGUAAUUAAACCCUGAAAUGAAUUAAGACCUACAGCUGGAAGAAAAGCCUGACGACCUUGCAACCACUUUUCAGUCGACGCAUUAAAAGUCCAACCUCAUACUUCCACUGCUGAGGAAAUAGGACUGUUGUAGGGAUGUUGUACUUCUGUCAAUUUUAGCUGUUUGGGGUACAGUGCAGUGGAGGAAUGCUAUAGGUUUGAAGUAUGCCAUCGAGGUGAUUUCCCGGUACCAGUGAUUGCCUCAUCGAUACAGAGUACGUUUGUAUCAUUAGCAGCCUUUACACUAUAUGUUGCCUGCAGAAAAUGAACAAGUAUGCUGUAUUUAUUGAUGACUUGGAACACAGGAUGUGGUGCAUUCCUGUCGUGUGAUAUCAGCCAUUUCUAUCAGUAGGUGGUGUGUUUGCUGCUCUAUGUGAUCUGUGCAAAAAAAGUACACAUUAAAGUGUUUUCAAUAAAUCUUACUUUGGUAAAAA
Molecule: messenger RNA, 2078 nt
Organism: Lepisosteus oculatus (spotted gar)
Lineage: Eukaryota; Metazoa; Chordata; Actinopteri; Semionotiformes; Lepisosteidae
Gene: psmc4
Product: proteasome 26S subunit, ATPase 4
Biological process (GO): proteasome-mediated ubiquitin-dependent protein catabolic process
Cellular component (GO): proteasome regulatory particle, base subcomplex
Molecular function (GO): proteasome-activating activity; ATP hydrolysis activity; ATP binding
Source: RefSeq, a predicted model, not a curated record